Molecule: messenger RNA, 1203 nt
Organism: Naegleria fowleri
Lineage: Eukaryota; Heterolobosea; Eutetramitea; Acrasida; Naegleriidae
Exons: 2
Coding region: 1-1203 (400 amino acids)
Cellular component (GO): cytoplasm
Source: RefSeq, a predicted model, not a curated record
AUGUCCUUCUUAGAAAGUAUUCGUCAAGGCAACAUUUCUCUCAAACACAUUCAAGUCAAUCCGAUGGAUCUCUCUCAUCAUCGUGCUCUCAUGAAACACAUUUGCGAAACGGAGCAAGAUUAUGAUCGGCUCUUAUCGGAAACAAGUUUUGAUCGUUAUUACAAGGCGGUUGAAGCCUUUACGUUUCAGUCGGUGAGUGUUGAGUUGAGCUCGGAAGAGGCUCAAGCCUUGUUGGACGAACAUGAGGACUUUGUGAGCAAGUUUCAACAAGAUUUGAGUGUUCAGGAAAUGAUGAAAUCGUUGGAGAAGGAUAUUUAUAUGGAAUAUGAGGAAUGGAAGAGUGAACGUGUUGAUCAUGAUCAAAAUCAGACAAUUCUCGUGAAACGAAGAAAAGUUCUUCAUCGUAUUUGUGAGAAAAUUGAUCAAACAGUGAAGAAGCUCACGAAUUAUGAAAAUGGAUUUUUCUGUCGUUUGGCAACCAUGUCACCAAAAGAUGCAGCCACCAGUCGUAUUGGAUUUGUACAGAGAGUGUAUGAGCACUAUAAGGAAAUUUGUGAGAUGGAAAAGGAAAUGCAUAUUGAUUUCGUAACGGAAAGUAAUAGAAAAUUGUAUGCUCUUUAUAGAGCUAGUACAUCGAUUCUUCGAUUGAAAUGUGGAAAAGAUGCAGUUCAGUUGUUGAUUGAAUCGGAGAGAGCUCGACAAGAAUUGGUGAAAAUUGCAAAUGGGCAAUACAAUCACAGUACAAAAACCAAUGAAAUUAUUUUAAGAGAGUUCAAUGAUUUCGAUGUUGCUAUGGAGUUUAGAUCGUUCAUAUUCAAUAGAAAGCUUACUGGUAUAACACAAUACAAUCCUUAUGUAUAUUUUCCUCAUAUUGAAAAGAAUAAGAAAGAGAUUAGUGAGCAGAUUUCAAAAUUCUUGUAUAAACAAGUGAUUGACAAUUCUGUGAUUGAUAUUCCAAAUUUUAUUGUUGACCUUGUAAUAACCAUUGAUGGAAAAGUGAAAAUUGUUGAAAUUAAUCCUCUUGCAGAGUUUGCAGGAACUUGUUUAUUCACGUGGGAGAAUGAUAGACACAUAAUCACAGGAGAUGGAAAUCAUGUGGAAUUUCGAGUGGUCACCAAAGUGAAUGAAAUUGCAGAAAAAGAAAUGUCUUCAGAUUGGAAGAAUGCAUUUGCCAAACUUGAAAAGAUUUAUUUGACCAAAUGA